AUGGCUAACCCGUUCGCUGAUCUUCAACGCGACGCCGCAGACAUUCGACCUCACAGAAGCAGCAGUCGGAGGCGAUCAACCAAUCAGAUUGGUCGCAGCGCCCACGUCACGCCGGAGUGUGUAAACAAUAAUAAUAAUAAUAAAAAUAACAACAUCAACAACAACAAUAACAACAUUUGUGCAUACAUGCACAUACGCGCACAACGUCUGAUUCAUUACUGGCGCAUCACGUGUCUUACCACCCUAUCCUCUCGUCCCAACGGGUUUUCACGUGUAAACACCAACAUACGCGCCUGCCUGGCUGCCUGUGCGAUUGCCAAAUUGGAUUUCGAGCACCCUGCUCGUCAAUGCUUCACAGUCGGGUGCUCGACUGGUCAUGAUUAA
Messenger RNA from Hydatigera taeniaeformis, 384 nucleotides. Lineage: Eukaryota; Metazoa; Platyhelminthes; Cestoda; Cyclophyllidea; Taeniidae. The record is from the annotation of a GenBank genome assembly.